AUGGACCUUAUACCACAAAAUCCCCCGGAGAUGAAUCAACAGAUUGAAGAGGUUCUUCGACAAGUAGGAGCCUUAAAGGCAGAGGAAAUCACUGAAUCCAUUACAAACGUUACUAAUACCACGAGGCCUAACAAUUUUUCACCAGAUGACUAUUCUCAACCAUUAAGAAAUGAUACUGUGCCUGCAGAGGAACAUUCUCAAAUGCCAAUUAAUAUUGUCCCUGCAGAAAAUGCACCAUCUCAAGUUAAUCCAUCAACAACCACACAAGGAGCUAAUCAGCCAUCCAAUUUCAGAUGGUUAGAACAGAAAAGCAAAGCACUAAUGGUCGUGGCAUCGCUCAUCGCGACAAUGGCUUUCCAGGCCGGGUUAAGCCCACCAGGAGCAGUUUGGCAAGAUGAUGCAACUCAGGAUUCUUCAGGAAAUCCUGCACCAAAUCCACACAAGGCAGGCGAAUCCGUUAUGGCUUACCAUCAUCUCCAUUACUACAAGUAUUUCCUUCGGUUCAACACGACUGCCUUUGUUUCAUCCCUCAGCAUAAUCCUGAUGCUCAUCAGUGAACUACCCUUCAAGCAUGAGAUCUUCAUGUGGUUCUUGGUGGGUGUUAUGUGGUUAACGGCUACUACAAUUGCACUAACUUAUGGUAUAUCAAUUGCAUAUGUUACACCAGAGAUGGAUAAGGAACAACUUGGUCAUGUGAUUGAAAUUGCCGUAGCUGCAUGGUGUGGUGUGAUAACUCUUGUUCUCCUGGGGAAAACUGCCUAUUCCUUGCACCAAUGGUGGAAAAAUGGAAGAAGAAUAAGGUGGCCGAUGACAAAGAGGAAUUCACUUGUUCGGAACCAUGGAAAUCAACUAAGUAUAGCAUCAACUUCAUUCGUCUAA
This is a messenger RNA of Coffea eugenioides, 879 nucleotides long. RefSeq lists its product as uncharacterized. Bases 1 to 879 code for a protein of 292 amino acids. Gene Ontology annotation, cellular component: plasma membrane. NCBI's taxonomy places the organism in Eukaryota, Viridiplantae, Streptophyta, Magnoliopsida, Gentianales, Rubiaceae. The transcript has a single exon. Gene Ontology annotation, molecular function: protein phosphatase regulator activity; protein phosphatase 1 binding. The record is from RefSeq and is a predicted model, not a curated record.